This is a messenger RNA of Anolis sagrei ordinatus, 1196 nucleotides long. Its product is annotated as cathelicidin-2-like. Gene Ontology annotation, molecular function: cysteine-type endopeptidase inhibitor activity; lipopolysaccharide binding. NCBI's taxonomy places the organism in Eukaryota, Metazoa, Chordata, Lepidosauria, Squamata, Anolidae. Gene Ontology annotation, cellular component: extracellular region. Gene Ontology annotation, biological process: innate immune response; defense response to Gram-positive bacterium; defense response to Gram-negative bacterium. The record is from RefSeq and is a predicted model, not a curated record.
CUUUCUUUUUCCUUGCCAAGUAUUCAGAAGGAUUGCUACUUGAUCUUUCUUUCAACACAGCUGUUUGCUGCCAGCUGUGCAAAGCAUUCCUUUUCCGAGAUAGACUUGGGAACGGAGACAUAAAGGCAUCCCUUUUUCUCAAGGAAAGCCAUUGAUGUUACGUCCCAGCUAUGCGCAGAUUAGGGGCUGUUUGGAGAGGAUGUGGCUUUGGCCAAGCUGAGCGAGUUCCAGCAUUUUGCAGAGCCGGCUGUUUGCAAAGAGCCUCACUUUGGUUUCGUUCACUGGAAAGAGUCAGACAUGGGGCUGCUCAUCCUGGUGGGUUUCACCUUCUCGGCCGUGGUUUUGGGGGUCUCAGAGGGGGCCUCUUCUCCCGCAUUGGAUGUCGCUUUGGUCUUGAGCCCCCUUGAAGUGGCCCGGAUGGCAGUCGAAGAUUACAAUGAAGGGACGACGGGAGUCUCAGCCGUCUUCAGGCUACUGAAGCUCCGGAACAUCCACAAAACGAGAUUUAGCUGGGGAGUCCAUUUCAGCAUGAACUUCACCGUCAAGGAGACCCAUUGCCAGAAGACCUCCAGUUACCGGAUGGGAGACUGCAAAUACAAGACAAACGGGGCAGUGAAGGACUGCUCCGCUGAAGUCUCCAUUCUCAACUUCAUGCAAGAUUCCCCGUUGACCUCCGUGAAAUGCCAGCGGGCUUCUUCCAGUGGACGGAAAACCAAAUCCAGCUCCAAACCCGAAGCAGUGAAGGCACCAAACCCUCGAAUGGAUGCGGAGCCCUAUUUCCCAUCGUCCUUUUCCACCGCAGCCCUGAAAGCCAUUGAAGGAAAGUAACGGUACGAUGGAUCCCCUUCCAAAGAAGAGGCGUUUGCAUUGCUAUUACCAGCCCCUUGCAAAGCUGGGGCUUCAACGCACAACACUUUGCUAUAGCCUUAUCUGACUCAUCAUAUUGCUAAAUAUUACUGCUUAUUAGCUGUGCCCGCCACGCUUUGCUGUGGCCAACCUUCCCUCCCUCUUUCUCUUCUCCUUUCUUUCUCUCCUUCCUUCCUUUUCUUCUUCUUCCCUUCCUUCUCCCCACCUUUUCUUUCUCUUCCUCUUUCUCCCCGUUCUUCCUUCUCUACCUAUUCUUGGACUGCAACUCCCAACAGUCCUCCUGAUCAAUCAAUCUAUCUAUCUAUCUAUCUAUCUAUCUAUCUAUCUAU